This is a messenger RNA of Candoia aspera, 2580 nucleotides long. Its product is annotated as myeloperoxidase-like. The record is from RefSeq and is a predicted model, not a curated record. Gene Ontology annotation, molecular function: peroxidase activity; heme binding. Gene Ontology annotation, biological process: defense response to bacterium; response to oxidative stress. NCBI's taxonomy places the organism in Eukaryota, Metazoa, Chordata, Lepidosauria, Squamata, Candoiidae. The transcript has 12 exons. The coding region runs from base 39 to 2147 and encodes 702 amino acids.
UGGGGAGAACAGUUGCUUUGAUAACAUUCAGCCUCUUGAUGGUAUCUGAAUCUUACCUGAAAGAUCUUGGUGAUAAGGUGGUUUCCUCUGCAGAGCUGACUGGUAGUGAGUUUUUCAGCAGCAUCAAUGAAGCCAAGCAGAAGGUGGAUCAGGCAUAUAAAUUAUCCCGGGAAAGUAUGAAGGAAAGUUUGAACAAUGCUCAUGUCAACCCCUCUGAUUUCCUGAAAUAUUUAAAAGCACCAGUGGCAGGAACCAGGACUGCCAUUCGAGCGGCAAGUUACGUGGAAACUGCCUUGGAUAUCCUAAAGAAGAAAAUGCAAAAUAAGUGUCUGAAACCAUUCAAUAUUACAGAUGUAUUAAGCAGCCAGCAGAAAGACACACUCUUCAAGGUCACUGGUUGUAACUACGUAACGCGGCCGAUUCGGUGUCUGCUGAACAGACCUUACCGUACCAUCACUGGCGAGUGUAAUAAUAGGGAACACCCACAUUUUGGAGUAGCAAAUCAUGCCUAUGCACGCUGGCUUCCAGCAGAGUAUGAAGAUGGCGUAUCCCUUCCAAGAGGACUGAUUGAGGGGCAACUUUAUCAUGGACAUCCUCUCCCUCUGGUACGGAAAGUGUCCAACGAGAUCAUCACUACUUCCAAUGAAAAUGUCACGCCUGAUCAGGAACGCUCUCUUGCAUUCAUGCACUGGGGGCAGUGGGUUGACCAUGACUUGGACUUAGCUCCUGAAAGCCCAAGCAACAUUGAGAAUAAGAAGGUCCACUGUGACAGUAGUUGCAACUAUGUACCUCCUUGCUUUCCAAUUAAGAUCCCGCCUGGAGAUCCACGGAUUAUGACUUCGGGCAUCUGCAUGCCAUUCAUUCGGACAGCCGCAGUGUGCAACCCCAGAACAUUUGUCCGUGAGCAGCUCAAUUCAAUCACCUCCUUCCUGGAUGCCAGCAUGGUGUAUGGGAGUGAAGAGCCUUUAGCAAGAAGUUUGCGGAACCAAAGCAACUUGCUUGGUCUUAUGGCAAUCAACCAGAACUUCACCGAUGCGGGUCUGGCCCUUCUGCCUUUCGAGACGAACUCCAACAGCCUCUGUCUGCAUACAAAUAAAACUGCCAAAAUCCCAUGUUUUAAAGCAGGAGACCUAAGGGUCACUGAAAAUCUGGGAUUGACAGCUAUUCACACUGUGUUUCUUCGGGAGCACAACCGGUUAGCCCGGGAACUAAAGAAGUUAAAUCCCCAUUGGAAUGGAGAGAGACUCUAUCAAGAAGCCCGGAAGAUCACUGGUGCCAUCAUUCAGAUAAUCACGUACAGAGAUUACUUUCCCCUGCUGCUGGGGAACGAAGCCCGUAAACAGUUACCUGUGUACAAGGGCUACAAUAAGUAUGUGGAUCCCACCGUUUCCAACGUUUUCUCCUUGGCCUUCCGAUUUGGGCAUGGUAGUGUCCCGCCCAUUGUACCCCGUCUGGAUGAGAAUUUCCAGAACUCGCUUCCCUUUUCCAAUACCCCACUUCAUCUCACCUUUAUGGCUCCGUGGAGGAUUUUGGUGGAAGGUGGCAUUGACCCCCUUCUCCGUGGCUUCAUGGCAGACCGUUCUAAACUAAUGAGGCAGAACCAGAUGAUGGUUGAAGAGCUUCAGGAACGGCUCUUCGAGCAACUUGAACAUAUUGGUCUUGAUCUGUCAGCUCUGAACCUGCAGAGGGGACGAGACCAUGGUUUGCCAGGGUACAAUACCUGGAGACGUUUUUGUGGCCUCUCUGAUCCCAAAAAUGAAGCGGAGCUUGCUGUAGUCCUUCGCAAUCGUAAACUGGCAAAGCAGUUCAUUAACCUUUACGGGACACCAGAAAAUAUUGACAUCUGGAUUGGGGCGAUGUCCGAACCCUUUGUCCAAAAUGGGAGAGUUGGACCUCUCCUGGCCUGUCUCAUUGGAGCCCAGUUUAGAAAACUCCGAGAUGGAGACAGAUAUUGGUGGGAGAACCAUGGGGUCUUUACUCCACUGCAGCGCAAUGCUCUGGAAAAGGAUUCAUUUUCCCGUAUCAUUUGUGACAACACAAACAUCAAAGAGGUGACCAGGAACAUUUUCAAAACGAACCGCUAUCCAAGAGAUUUUGUGAGCUGCUGCAAAAUCACAAGUCUGGAUUUGUCAGCUUGGAAAGAAUAGAAUCAAAAUCUGGGCAGAAGGAUGAGUCAGGCAGUGUGGGACAGCACCUUGACUCUGCAUGGAGGGCCUGGAACUCAGGACGCUGUCAUACUCUAAAACAUGAAAUAGAAUGGUGGUAACCAGCUCCCACCAUUAAGGACAUGGCUUCCAGUCCAUUUCAGUUUAAGACCUAUAAACCGGGUGCCUGGAGUCAAAUGGAAUGGGGCAAUACACAAAUGCUGUAAGUAAAUAAGGUUACGUCUGCCUGUAUUUAGUAUUCAUUAGCAUCCUGUCUCACUUCCCCAAUUACCACAUUUUCCUGAAGUGAAGAACAUUUGGACCAGUUGCAAUGAGUAUUUCCAGAUGGGGGCAUUUGCAGGGCGGUCAAAAAAUCAGGAUAACCAUGCCAUCAAAGCCCGACACCUUUUUUAGUGCAUCACAUGAGCAAAAUAUA